This is a messenger RNA of Cydia strobilella, 664 nucleotides long. It is a transcript of the gene Nup205, whose product is annotated as nuclear pore complex protein Nup205. The transcript has 6 exons. Bases 1 to 519 code for a protein of 172 amino acids. NCBI's taxonomy places the organism in Eukaryota, Metazoa, Arthropoda, Insecta, Lepidoptera, Tortricidae. The record is from RefSeq and is a predicted model, not a curated record.
AUGCCUUGGGCGAGGCACGUCUCGUCUCCACCAACCGAGCUGCUUCGCGCAAUAAUUUCCUCAUAUGUUCAACGUGAACGAGUACCUAGCGCUCUCGCUCCUCCACACGGCGCAGAGACAGGGCCCGCGGCACCCCGGGCUGGCGCGGGGCUGCUCGCCGUGCUGCUGUACUACGACGGGCGCCGCGCGCUGCUGCAGGCCCUCAAAGACACGCUCACAGCCCGAGACGGAGUCUGCUGGUCAACAAAUGCCCGGGAGGACAUAGUGAAAUAUGUGACCCGCUACGUGGACCAGCUGAUCCGUGAUGGACUGCUGGGCGGCGUGCUGGACUCGCUGCGCGGGUUCACGCUGGGCGGGCAGCUUGAUCUCUUGCAGCAACACAGGGCGCUACCUCCGCGCGGGCAUCACACCAAGCUCGUCAGAUCUAUAGAAGGCACCAGAAAACUGCUUGCUGGAGUAGUGUUCGCAGCAUCGGCUCAGCGCGGGCUCGAACGAGACACACACACGUGCAACGACUGAUCAACGAGAUGCAGUCAACGCAGCGGUUAUUCCUGGAGAUGAUUGUGAAGGACAUUAAGACCAUGAUGCAGUUCUAGUGAGCCCGUCUCUACUGUCACACUAAUUGCACCUAAUAUGUGACGUUUUCGACCAAAAGGUACCACAU